AUGUUCCUGCAGCAUGGACUCGAGGCGUCAUCCUCAAACUGGAUCACCAAUUUGCCGUCGUUGGCCAUGGGCUUCAUGGCUGCCGAUGCUGGCUUUGAUGUCUGGAUGGGCAACGUCCGUGGAGAUGAGUACUCGAUCGGACACAAGACCCUCGACCCCAAGUCGAAAGCUUUCUGGCGAUUCUCGUGGGACGAGAUGGUCAAGUACGAUCUGCCGACGAUGAUCAACCACGCGCUCAACACUACCGGACAAGACCACCUUUACUACGUCCGCCAAUUCCACGCCCUCGCCCCCGUCGGAACCGUCAAGCACAUCAAGGGACUGCUCGAGUUCAUCGCCAAGAACUUUGCCCCGGAGCUUGAUAUCUUUGAGAAAAUCUUCGGCGACGGCCCCUUCCUCCCCCAGGACGGUCUGAUGCGCCUGAUAGAAAAGCUCUUCUGCAGCAACGACCUCACCGAGAAGCUGCUGUGCGGAAAUCUGCUUUUCAUGAUCGGAGGACCCGAGAGUAACCAGAUGAACACGACCCGUCUCCCCGUGUACAUCUCCGAUAUGCCCGGCGGCACCUCCACGGAGAACAUUCUCCACUGGGUGCAGAUGGUGCACACCGGACUCCAGCAGAUGUACGACUGGGGCAGUGAGGCGGCGAAUAAGCAACACUAUGGACAGACCACACCCCCAAUCUAUGAUGUCUCCAAGAUUGCCGUCCCCACCUACCUUUACUGGUCCGACUCGGACUGGCUCGGAGACAAGCAGGACAUCCAGGAGCAUCUCCUGCCUAAUUAUAACCCCAAAUAUCUGAUCGAGAACAACUACUACAAGGAUUUCAACCACCUUGAUUUUAUCUGGGGCCAGCGGGCGGCUGCCGAGGUGUACACCCCGAUCAUUGAGAAGGCGUUGCGAGACGUCAAUCAAAUGAAGAACAAAUUG
Molecule: messenger RNA, 927 nt
Organism: Mesorhabditis spiculigera
Lineage: Eukaryota; Metazoa; Nematoda; Chromadorea; Rhabditida; Rhabditidae
Source: the annotation of a GenBank genome assembly